Messenger RNA from Ochotona curzoniae (black-lipped pika), 876 nucleotides. It is a transcript of the gene PTTG1IP2, whose product is annotated as PTTG1IP family member 2. The record is from RefSeq and is a predicted model, not a curated record. Bases 145 to 612 code for a protein of 155 amino acids. The transcript is spliced from 7 exons. Gene Ontology annotation, biological process: protein import into nucleus. Gene Ontology annotation, cellular component: nucleus; cytoplasm. NCBI's taxonomy places the organism in Eukaryota, Metazoa, Chordata, Mammalia, Lagomorpha, Ochotonidae.
UGCUGGAGUCCAGGGCUCAGAAGGGGCCUUCUUAGGACUCGGGUCUACAAUGGAUUAUGGUCCCUGAGUGGAGUCCUCCAUUUCUACCUAAUAGCCAGUCCCCAUCACGUCCUCCCUGGCCGGAGUGACUGGGCCUCAAGGGCAAUGUGCUGGUUGCGGGCAUGGGGCCAGAUAUUCCUGCCAAUUUUUCUCUCCCUUUUUCUCAUCCAACUUCUUAGCAACGUCUCAGAUAAGGGAUUUCUCCACUUUCACAGCCACAGGAACUGGAAAGAAAAGCAAUAUUCAGUCGAAGAUGCAUGUUCUCAACAGAAAAAUUGUCAGUCGUGCACACAGGAUAAGAAAUGUGUUUGGUGCAAUGAAGACAGGAUCUGCAAAAAAUAUUGUUUUCCACAUUUUCAUUGCCGAAUCAGUGCUGCCUAUUGGACAAACUGUAAAAUUGACGUGUUUGGAAUCCUGAUGCUUGCCCUUAUUGCGGUGUUAGUUGUGGUGCUCCUGUGGUACUGCUGUGCCUAUCACCUUUAUAUGCAACAGUUGAACAGACGUCAAGCCUAUUUUUAUGGAAGAAAUGAACCAAUUCAUGUUCACAACUGGGAUGCUGGAUUCGAGGAGUAGAAAAUUAAAAAGACAAACCUUCCAGAGAGAGGAGGAGGAAGUUUCCUUUAUGGUUUCUUUCAGGUUAUUAAUCAUCCUAACAGCCUCUUUGAGAGGGACUUAACUUCCAACUUCUCUCAAGUUAAAAAUUUUAACUCAAGUGGACAUUUCUGUAGAGUAUUUGUUACUUUUGCAUAAUUUUUGCAGUAAUUCAAGAGUAUAAGGGUUGGAAAAAGGCUCUUUAAAGAAGAUUUUUGGUUAGUUAAAUUAAAAAAAGCUUUUGAA